GUCAGCGCCCAUGUUCGGUGAAAAUGAAUGAUUUUUACCGAUUUCUGUCCUUUUUGAGCUUCAAACUCUCACCAUGACGGCUGAGCAAGCAAUCACGAAGAAAAAUUUCUACUAUCCCUAUGUUGCCUCAGGAGUGCGGGCAGACUUCGACAAAUUGAUGGAAACGUUCAAAGGAACGAAUACAGUUCGUUAUGAAUGUUUUUUGCAGAUCUGGAGAACCAUGAAAAUACCAAUGAUUUUCUAUGGAAGAAAAAGACAUGACAUUCUGAAUGAGUUUGUUUACGAGUGUCUCCACAUUGCUGCUGAAUAUUGGCUGCAGACGAAUAACCUGCAAGUCCAGAUUGGAGGACUAUAUUUGGUGUAUGGUCUGUUUGAAACUCAACCAUGUGAUCCAAAAGUCCGGUUGAUGCUGACGCUGAGAGAUCAGGAAAAGGUGGACAAGUUUGUGAAAGAUGUGCAGGAACAAGCUCAUUAUGACGUGUGCUACAUCUACAGAAAGCUCCUCAUGAGGAGGGCAUUCUAUUACAGUGCAUCAAGCAAACCCGUUGUUUUGUCCCGAGAGAUUAAAAACGAUGGUGUUAGGAAGGAGCUUGAGGAAAAACCAGAGAGAAGUACCAUCUCUGACCUACUAGAUCCAGCAAAUAUAAAUCAUCUUGAGGCAUUGCACACCCAAUAUCACGUUAUGAAGUGUGCUCUUGCCGGUCCAAACAGCACCAAGCCAGACCCGUCACUACGAGUGAUUAACACUGAUAUUGUGGAAGUGGUUAAAGACAAAGUUCGGGCAUUUGAAGAAUGGAAGCAGUAUCCCAGAGAAAUGUACCGAGAGAGGCAGAGACAGCUCCGAAAAAAUUGGAUAGAUGACAAUGAUGCCGACUUUAUACCAACUUCAGUGAGGAGAAACAGACGGGCAGAGAUUAAACAACAUGCAUUCAAGUCAGGCGGUGUAAUCAGAAGGGAUCGCCGCCAUCGGCAACCUGGAUCAAGUCCAAAAAAACAGGGCAGGAGGAAAAAAAAAAUAAGUGGAGACAGUGCUUCCACUGAGGAAGAGGAAUCGUCUAUGUUUAUUUCAACCACCAGUGGGGCUGGAAAUCCUACGGAAUCUUUCCCAAGUAUGCCACAGUUUGAUGAACUUGAAGCCAGUUCCCCUGCCAGGGGAGACACUAACAACAAAAGGAAGAGAAAGCUAGAAUCACCACCGAAGUCACCUACGAAGACACCCAAAAUAAUACUCGGCCCAAAGAAGGGUAAAAAGUCUUGUAAGACACCAAAUGACUCUUUUAUUCCAAAGUCUACAAAUAAAGUUACUUUGAGAUCAUCGCAGGAUUCCGUCGCAUCUGGUUCAAAAGUGGUGGGUGAAACCACUUCAGGACGGAAGCGAGGCCGACCACGGAAAUAUCAUGUUGUAGAAAAUGUCAUUGUGGAAGAUAUUGAUGACCUCAAGAGUGAACCGGAAUCACUGCCUGAUAUUGUUUAUAAUAAGAAAGGACCUCGCAAGGCUUCAACUUUACGACCGGUUGCAAAGCCAGCAGCCAGAGGGCGUAAGAGGUCUGCUUCCAAGGACGCUGGCUCUCAUGAGGGGAAAAGGAAGAAGAAAUAGCUCUUUGAACUUGAAAACUGUGUUCUACUGAUUCUGCUGCAGACGAAUAUAUAGAUUUAGUAUUGCCUGUUUUGAUUGUACCUUGAAUUUGUAAUUGCAAAUUGGGUCAACUGAGGAAUGUCUGCGAGUUCAACUCAAAAUGCAGGUUAAAUGUUCUCCUACAUGUUUCAUUACAAUAAAUC
This is a messenger RNA of Lineus longissimus, 1779 nucleotides long. RefSeq names its product snRNA-activating protein complex subunit 1-like. The transcript has 9 exons. NCBI's taxonomy places the organism in Eukaryota, Metazoa, Nemertea, Pilidiophora, Heteronemertea, Lineidae. The record is from RefSeq and is a predicted model, not a curated record. Gene Ontology annotation, biological process: snRNA transcription by RNA polymerase III; snRNA transcription by RNA polymerase II. Gene Ontology annotation, molecular function: sequence-specific DNA binding. Bases 74 to 1597 code for a protein of 507 amino acids. Gene Ontology annotation, cellular component: snRNA-activating protein complex.